Messenger RNA from Pogona vitticeps (central bearded dragon), 706 nucleotides. NCBI's taxonomy places the organism in Eukaryota, Metazoa, Chordata, Lepidosauria, Squamata, Agamidae. The record is from RefSeq and is a predicted model, not a curated record.
CUAGAGUUUUGUCUCGCUUUCCCUUGCAUGCUCAUUUUUCUCUUUUGGCCUGCUGCUUGCAGGCACGUGAUGCUGCCCAAGGACAUUGCCAAGCUGGUCCCGAAAACCCAUCUCAUGUCCGAGUCAGAGUGGCGGAACCUGGGAGUCCAGCAGAGCCAAGGAUGGGUUCACUACAUGAUUCACGAGCCAGAACCCCACAUCCUGCUUUUCCGAAGGCCGCUGCCAAAGAAGCCGGAAAAGUGAGGGGCGUCACUCCUCCUGCCUCAGAUACAAGCACCUUUCAAAAAAACAAAACCCAACUGCAUUCUUGUUUUCUUAAACAAAGUUUGACAAAUGCGUUCAGUGUGUGUAUCAAGAAAACACCAUCUGACCCAAUCAACACAUCGCUGAUGACAGAAUUCCUUCAUUGCAGACAGAUUAACAAGGACUGAUUAAGCUGCUGAAACAUAUUUGUAUUUUCUACACUGGCAGGAGUUCCUGCUUUAUCCAGGGCUAGUUUGUUUUUUUUUAAAUCCUAGAGAAUGCAGUGUGUUUCUCUCUGGAUAUCUCUGGAUAUUUUUUUAAACUCUUGGAUACUUUUAAAGUGUAUUUUUAAACGUUGUCUUUUUAAACGUUGUCUUUCAAGUUAUGCUUCAGAACUUUUAAAAGGAGGUUAUUUGAGAAAUGACUGUUUUAAAGGCUUUUUCAAUAAAGUUCAGAGAUUUUA